Molecule: messenger RNA, 338 nt
Organism: Caenorhabditis sp. 36 PRJEB53466
Lineage: Eukaryota; Metazoa; Nematoda; Chromadorea; Rhabditida; Rhabditidae
Source: the annotation of a GenBank genome assembly
AUGAUCUUCGAAGUUCCACUUCCUCACUUUCCGCCAGAUGCGCCGAAAGCUAACAUCGGAUUCUCGGAUCGUCUCUACAACGUGGCGAUGGGAGCCAUGAACAAGGCGCUGUGCUCCGAUGAGAAGAUUGGUUAGUUAAAUUCAUAUUUUGUCCGUCUAAUUCGAGUUUUGUAGGAGUCAAUGUUGGAAGCUCCGUGAGCAACGAGACAAACAUCCGCAACAUCGUUGCUUUUAACGAGAUGCCAACUGCUAAUCUUCCGACUACUCCGGCUGCUGUCAACUUCACUACGUCCCAAAAACUCGUCGCCUCUGUUGCUAACUUUUUCACACGUGGCUGA